UUGGUAAACCCUCGUCUAGGCUGGGCGUAUAACGAAGUGGAACGCAGAUUUGAUUGGUUAUUGUGAGCGGGCUUCUUCAACCUGCACACAGCCCUGAAGGAUUUUGGUGCUAGCCAGCCAGCCAGCCAGCUGUUCUCCUACUAUGGCAUCUUUCGUGACAGAAGUCCUUGCUAGUUCUGGUAAACUUGAAAAAGAAGAUCUCAAUGGUAAAAUAAGCAAGCUGUCACGGAAAGUUGAAGAAACUAAGGAAGAGGUAUGUGACAUUAUUAACAAGAGGUACAAUGAGUUCCUACCUAGCAUGCAGGGGGCAGAGGCACUUAUGGGACAGGCCGAAGAGGUCUCUAAAGAAAUUGACAUCCUCAAAAGCUGCAUUGAGACAGAGGUGCAGAAUAAUCUACAUACAGCUGUGACUGAACAUGCCAAGCUGAAGCAGCAGCUGGAGAGAAACACUACUGUCAUUGCCAUGCUCAGGCACCUAGAAGAGUUUCACAUUGCAAUGGAGGAGUUUCACAAAGCCCUACUGGAGAAGAAUUAUGUCAUUUCGGCCAAGCAGUUAGAAAAGGCCCGGCACAGUGCAGACGCUCUGAAGGCGUGGAAAGGCUCUGAGCUGCCCCUGCUGAGAGCCCUCAGCUCAGAGCUCACUGUCCAGAGGGAGAACCUCAUCUACCAUCUGGGGGAUGAGUGGAAGAGACUGGCUGUCUGGAAACUGCCUCCUUCCAAAGAGUCGACGGGGAUGAAGUCGUUCCUGAAGAUGGAGCUCCAGCUGACCCUAGGUGGGACCAAGGAGCCCCAGCAGAGCCCUCCCCCUUUGCUUUCCUGUGUCCUCCAGGCCCUGGCCAUCCAAGGGGAACUUCAACACAAGAUCAAACUCUUCAGCCAGGUGCUGCUGAAGUACCUGCUGAAGCCCCUGAUCACGUACCCCUCUCUGAAUGUGGAGGUGUCGGAGCAGCAAGGCGAGGGCACCAUACUCUCUCUCCAGUGUGCCGAGACCCUCGAGGAGCACCCAAGUCCCUCGCAGGUCUACACCAAAGUCCUGGUUGUACUCAAGACCCUACACACACACCUGCUAGACGUAUCCGUUGCAGAUGUAUCAGUUGGCGAGAGAAAAGUGUCUGUCAUACUGGGAGACCUGGUAUGGCAGGAGAUGUCUCACUGCAUCAUCCAUGAGUGCCUCCUGCACUCCAUCCCAACCAAUAGCAGUCAGCUUGAACAGUACAGUGUGGUGAUCAAAGAGACUGAGGAGUUUGAGAAGUCCCUGAAGGAGAUGCAGUACCUCAGAGGAGAUGCCACCGAGCUGCUCAAAUACGCCCGGGACAUCAACUGCCACUUUGCCAGCAAGAAAUGCAAAGACGUGAUUGUGGCGGCACGCAAGCUGAUGACUUCUGAGAUGCACAACACCGUCAAAAUCACACCAGAUUCUAAGCUCUCGGUCCCCAAGCUGCCCAGCCCAGGCUCUGGAGACAACAAGGGCAAGCAGAAGGCCAAGAAGCUUGAGGCGCCCCAGUUGGAGAACGAGAAGCAGCUGGGUGCACUGACACUGUGCCUGCCUGUGUGUCGCAUCAGCGAGUCGGUGCAGCAGCUGAUGGAGCUGGCCCUGCACACGCUGUCCGAGGCCGUGGGCAGCUCUAGCCAAUGUGCUACCCAACUGUUCUUCACGGUGCGGAAUAUAUUCCAGCUGUUCUAUGAUGUUGUGCCUACAUACCAUAAAGGGAACCUACUCAAGUUCCCCAACCUGGCAGCCAUCCAGCACAACAACUGCAUGUACAUCGCCCACCACCUGCUCACCCUCGGCCACCAGUUCAGGCCACACCUGCCUGACCCCCUCAGCGAAGGCGCUGCCACCUUCGUGGACCUGGUGCCCGGCUUCAGGAAACUGGGCGCUCAGUGCUUCCUGGCCCAGCUGAAUGUCCAGAGAGCAGAGAUGCUGGAGCGUCUCUCCACUGCACGCAACUUCUCCAACCUGGAUGACGAGGAGAACUACUCCGCAGCCAGCAAGGCCGUCAGGCAGGUCAUCCAUCAGCUGAAGAGGCUGGGCACAGUCUGGCAAGACGUUCUACCAGUCAACAUAUACUGUAAAGCCAUGGGGACUCUACUCAACACUGCCAUCUCGGAGCUGAUUGCCAAAAUCAUGACGCUGGAGGACAUCUCCACUGAAGAUGGGGAGCACCUACACAUCCUCUGUCAGACUAUUAUCGAAGAAGGACCCCUGGUGUUCAUUCCUCUGCCUGAGGAGAGCAAGAACAAGAAGUACCAGGAGGAGGUAUCCGUGUACGUGACAAAGUGGAUCGCCUUCAAGGAGCUGGUCAUAGUGCUGCGAGCUAACCUGCAGGAGAUAGUCGACAGGUGGGCCGAGGGCAAAGGGCCUCUGGCACUGGAGUUCUGUAGUUCCGAGAUGAAGAGCCUGAUCCGAGCUUUGUUCCAGAACACUGAGAGGCGGGCGGUGGCUCUCAGCAAAAUCAAAGACUCUUGAUUCCAACAGAUGACCCGAAUAUGCGCAGCACUUUCCUUCACAGCAAAAAGUGUUCGUUAAUAUCUUAAUGCCUAGUUGUGAACUUAAAUGCAAUAUAUGCCAUUGUAUACGAUAACUGUGGCAUAUAAAUUGCAAUAACGCUUAUACUUUCAGCAAAGCCAUUAAUGCAAUGAGGACAAGCUCUACCACAUUACUGCAAAAGGCUAGGGCUAUUGCCUUUCAUGAAACUGUUUUCUUUCUCCAAUAUUUCAUAAAGUUAUUUGUACCUGAAACUGCAUUCUGAAUGAGCACUAUGUGAACUGAAAAGAUCAGAUGGGACAUUUCUACAUGUCUCUUCAACCAUGAUAAUCCAAAUGUUUACUAUUUAUGUUUCUAGCUUGGAAUUAUUUUGUAGUGUACUUAGAAAUUACAUUAUGAGGUAAUAAUGCAGGAAUAUGGUUGAAGUGCUGGUAGCUACAUGGAGCAACCGGUACAUCUAUCAGUUAAUGUAUAUUUUAGUUAUGCGAGAAGUUAUACUUUCCUAUCAAAUUCAACAAACUAGGGUAGUAUUCAUUAUGCCGAUUAAGUUGAAACACUUUUUGUCUGUUGCAAAAAUGUUGCAACAAAUAAUAAACUCAACGCUCAUCAGCGUGACAAACUGUUGUGGAAGUUGUAGUAAAUUUACAUUUGAUGGUUUCUACUUAUUGUAAUUACAAUCCAAAUAGUAUCUAUAAAUUAUUGAUUAUUCCAUGCUCUGAA
This is a messenger RNA of Salvelinus fontinalis (brook trout), 3208 nucleotides long. RefSeq names its product zw10 kinetochore protein (gene zw10). Gene Ontology annotation, biological process: mitotic cell cycle; endoplasmic reticulum to Golgi vesicle-mediated transport; mitotic spindle assembly checkpoint signaling. The record is from RefSeq and is a predicted model, not a curated record. The transcript has 15 exons. Lineage: Eukaryota; Metazoa; Chordata; Actinopteri; Salmoniformes; Salmonidae. The coding region runs from base 143 to 2470 and encodes 775 amino acids. Gene Ontology annotation, cellular component: chromosome, centromeric region; nucleus; RZZ complex.